Suillus clintonianus is the source of this 6874-nucleotide messenger RNA. RefSeq lists its product as uncharacterized. Gene Ontology annotation, molecular function: ATP binding; hydrolase activity. Bases 267 to 6764 code for a protein of 2165 amino acids. Lineage: Eukaryota; Fungi; Basidiomycota; Agaricomycetes; Boletales; Suillaceae. The transcript is spliced from 36 exons. The record is from RefSeq and is a predicted model, not a curated record.
CUGUACUAAGUUACACUUCGAUUUGACUUCGAUCGGGAGUUGCGCAUCCAAGUACUUCGCAUCCAUGAAGGUCGGACACGUCCAUAUAGUUUGUUUCGCCAAGCCAGUCUGGGCCUGGCCCGACUGGGCAUGUUGUCAACGCCUUGAAGCUUUAAGUUCAGAGCCUUCGAGCACGUUUGAGAGCUUGUCUUUGCACCGUGACCUUUGCCUUUGGUGUACCAACCAUUCAAGUGCUCUAGUCCUUGUCAAGUUCUUUGCGUUUCUCUAUGACAAACUCUUCUAGUUCCACCCACAUGUUGGAACUGUUUUCAACCAAUCGAUUGGCCGACGAAACAGGCCUCAGAGCUGCCUUGCGUCACUUAGACGCUCUAGGAGGUCACAGUGAAUUACAACAUGCGGUCGAGCAUCUGCUUUCUCUCCCUCAUGUUUUCGCAUACAUUGUCUCUGUUUGGGAUCGCUCUGUUGAAAUGAUCUCACAAAUAAUGGUCGACUUUCCUACAGACGCCCAAGAGUACCGCUCAUCCCUUGCGCACAAGAUGCUGGACAAUCUGUCCGUUCACGUUCUAGCCCUACCAGUUGAGUCUUUGGCGAGGGAUGUCGCGAUGGACCUUGGCCGUUACAGGUCCUUCAUUCAGGGCGCAUCGCCCGUGCUUUGUGCGUUGAGCACUAUGAAAUUUGCCGACGUAAAGUCGCUUGAGAACGAUUUCGAUCUCUUCGGAGUCGAACCUGAUGACAGAUUUGUCAACAUGCAAGCGUCCCGGGCCAUGCGCAAGCGUGAUUGCCAGAAUGCUCGUGUAACCAUCGAUGCGUCACUCUUCGCCACAAUUGGCAUGGAUGUACCUUCCACAAGUGAGGCAGCCACAUCGCUGUCCACUUACAUUUUCGCAGAGCUGAAAAAAAUCCUCUCGUUCUACCUCUCGCUUCUGCGGAGGACGGAAUUAGCGGGCGACAUCAAAGCCUUGCUCUUCCCAAAUGUAGAAGAGUCUGCCAAAGAUGUUGCGCCUGACGUUUCGUUCCCCGAAGACGCCGAGAGCUCAACAGAACCAAGUGCAUACCCAAUGGUACAACCCAUGAAGGCUGCUCUUUACUUCGACGACGCGGAUGGGUUCGGAGAGUGGCGAAUCCUGAUAUCAACCGAGGCAUAUAAACAUUUGCGUGAACACCGUCGAGCGGACAAGAAAAUAUUCAAGAUCAUCUACAAGAAGAUCAAAGAUCUCUCGCAGGGCCACUUCUCGACCGACAAUUACAAGAGACUCAAUGGACCGGAUGCAGGCAUUCCCAUCUUCGAAGCCAAGAUGACCAGGGACCUACGGCUGGUGUACCAGAUCGAUUGCGUCCCUGACCCGCAUGGCCAGUCCGAGAGACAAGCCAUCAAGGUAUACGGGAUCUAUAAACACUCUGAGCUUGGCAGAAUAUGGAAUGCCUUGGGCAAUCAUCUAGCACGCAGGGGUGCGGAAUAUCGUAGACGAUGCAUAUUUCGGACCAAACUUGCUGACAACGUUAUUCUGCCGGCCUCAUUCCCGCCAGCGGAACCCGAGCCAGAAAUUGCGGCAAGCCCACUGGAUCUCAGUGCCCAGGACAUGGAGCAUCUUCACUCUUUGCUUGUCCUAGAAAAAUAUGUUACAUUCUCGCAAGCAUUUUUGCACAGUCUCAUCGCAAAUCAAGAUGUACAUCAUGUCUUCAUGCUCUCUCCACAAGAACAAAAAGUAGUCGAUUGCGCUACGUCGUGCUAUGUCUUGGGUCGCAGCGGCACAGGAAAAACAACGACGAUGCUGUUCAAGAUCCUUGGCAUUCAGCGAGCCUGGCAAUCAAGUGCCAUUGACAUGCCUAAGCCACGUCAAAUUUUUGUUACUAAAUCUAUAAUGUUGGCGACAGAAGUGGAAGAAUACUUCACGAGGCUUCUCGAGUCCCUUGCAAUGGGAGGCUAUACGCUGCACGAAAUUGCGAAACUCAGGGCACAACGCAUCGAAGCCGAUCUUAUUGAUCUUGAUGAUGCUCCUGAGUCGCAGGUGAAUGUACCGACGAGAUACAGCCAACUCGAGGACAAGCAUUUCCCCUUAUUCGUGACUUUUGAUCGACUAGCAAAGAUGAUCGCAGCCGACAUCUUCAACAUGGAUGAUCCUGAGACGAAGCAUAUCGCCGAGCUUUUCUUCGACACUGACGAUGCAGAGGCGCGCGACUCAUUUGUCACCUAUGAUGUAUUCGCAAAGCAAUAUUGGCCACAUUUUCCGCAGGGUCUCACCAAGAACUUUAGUUCAUGGCUGGUUUUCAGCGAGUUUAUGGGUAUCAUCAAAGGCUCCGAACAGACGUUGGGCUUUCCGGAUGGAUUCCUGGACCGCCCAAGCUACCUUGGUCUUCCCUUUCGCUCCAAUCCGACCUUUGCAAACCAGAGAGACACUCUCUAUGACAUGUUCGAGAUCUACAGAAAGUUCAAGAAACAGAAACGCCACUUCGAUGUAGCGGAUCGUACGCACGCAAUACUCAAGGUCUUGCGAAACCAAAAAUUUCCUGGUCAGCAGGUUGAUUGUCUGUAUGUCGAUGAGGCGCAAGAUAAUCUUUUGAUCGAUGCGCUGGUUUUGAGGCGACUGUGUAGGAAUCCAGAUGGUCUUUUCUGGGCUGGGGAUACUGCGCAGACGAUCUCUGCCGGAAGUUCCUUCAGGUUCAACGAUCUGAAAGCGUUUGUCUAUCGCAUGGAGCAGCAACGUAACUCGGUAACACCCAUUAGAGUCCCUGUGCAUCAACCAACAAUGUUCCAAUUGGCAACCAACUACAGAUCACACAAUGGCAUCGUGAACUGCGCUCAUUCUGUCAUCGAGCUCAUCACGAAGUUCUGGCCAAACGCAAUUGAUCACCUCCAAGCUGAAAAGGGGGUGGUUGAUGGAGUGAAGCCAAUAUUUUUCACAGACUUGGAUGAUGACACUCGCUGCAAACGGUUUUUGGUCGGGGAGAGUGCGAGUAACUCAGGGCUUGGACACCGCCAGUGCAUACUUGUGCGUAACGAAGCAGCGGUCAACAAGUUGCGAGAACAACUAGGCAAUAUUGGAAUGAUAUUAACGCUCCAUGAGAGUAAAGGCCUUGAGUUCGAAGAUGUUUUCUUGUACAACUUUUUCAGAGAUUCCGCCGUAGAUGCAUUGUGCUGGCGGGUAGUUCUCAACGGGGUGCAGGGUCAAGGAUAUGCACCUGAUUUUUAUCGUGACGAGACUCGAUACGCUGGAAUAUGCAGUGAAUUGAAACAUCUCUACGUGGGGAUUACCCGAGCAAGGAGGAAUGUAUGGAUCUUUGAUACAUCUGACAAGUCUGAUGCUAUGCGUAUUUUCUGGGAGUCUCAAAAACUAAUCCAUACCUGUUCUCGCGGCACCGAUGUUCCUCCUCUAGCUGUCACCUCUACUCCGGAAGAAUGGGCAUCCUCCGGGCGCUCAAUGUUUUUUCAUAAACACUACUCGCAGGCUAUUCAUUGCUUUCAGCGUGCUGGCCUUCGCCGCGAAGUGGAGGUUUGCGAAGCUUAUCUACUACGGGAAGCAGCGCGUUCCAGUGCCGGAGUGGACUCGCUAAAUGUUCAACGAAGAGCUUUUACCACGGCAGCAGAUGCCUUUGCUGACUGUGGCGCAGCUGCGACGGGCCGUGAGAGUCGUCAAUAUUACCGCACCUCGGCGGCUUGCUACGUCCGAGGUAGACAGGACCUCAAUGCCGCUGACACCUAUCUCAAGGCUGAAGAGUUUGAGCUAGCUGCAAAGACAUAUCGCAAGACUGGAUCUUUUGACAAGACACUCCAUGUCCUUACCAAUCACCGCACCAUGAUACCUGAAACGACCGCGAAAGAUUUGUGGACUGUAUGCCGAUUUCAUUACUGCAGCAGAAGCAUCAAUCAAGCUCCCGUGCCUCUAUUCUCUUCGGUUGACGAGAAACUCGAGUUUUUGGAGGAAUAUGACUUGGAUAAUGCUCGUGUUUCUUUACUCGAGUCUCACUCGAGAUACUACGAGGUCGCAGAUAUCCACUUAUCAGAGAACCGCCCCAUAGAAGCAGUUCAAGCAUUCCUCAAGGACAACGGAAACACUGAUUCAGCUGCUCGUGCGGCUGACACUCUUCUGGAAUUCAUGUGGCACAAAUGCUCAUUUAGGAUCACCCGCAAAGCCGCCAUUGCUGACGACUCAGUGCGACACUCUAUUCCCCUCGCUGAUCGGCUGCUACUGAAGAAACUGGAGCCCGCGACUCGUGAUUUGGUCUUGAUGUUUCUGAGCAUCUUGCGAGAAGAUCGUGGGUCGUUGAAGAAACUCGCUCUUGCCUUCCAGAAACGCGAUCAUCAAACUGCCGCUCUCCUUUGCCUGGAUCACUUUUUCGCUCGGGUGACAGACAUUCGUCCUUUCCAACUCCACGAAAUGGCAAGCUUCCUUGAAACGUUUCACACCUAUGCGCAAAUCCUCUAUCAAAUUUCGACUUUGCCUGACCCCCUAGGGCGCCGCGAAUGCGAUGUACAAAGACUGUUUUCGAUUGUGCCACUUUCGGGAGACAAGUUUCUCAUUCCGAGUGGGACAUUCCUCUACGAUAGCGCGACAGGAACUCCUGAGAACAGGCGUCUGGUCUCGGUGCAUCAGCUCGGAUAUACGGCCUCUCGUAAAAACGCGACGGAAUUGAUCCAUCUGUCCAUUCGAACUGUCUUGAAGGACAAGGUUUUGGCAGUCGAUGAAAUGUGUUGCGGUGCUCCGGUCUUUUUGCAGUGCUUGCCGUUCGUUAUCUCUGGGACCUGUCAAAGAGAGCGAUGCCCCCAGGAACAUGUCGCGAUAUCGAACUUGAACCGCAUGCAAUACAACGCCCACAUCGCAAUCUAUAUGCAGAUUAUUCUCAUCUUACAACUCUUGUAUUCUGCACAUCCUAGUACGAAACAAUGGGAAAGUAUGAGGGACUGGCUCGAACACCUGUACGAGGCGCUGACUCCGCCCUUGUUCAUUCAAGGUUCCUUUGCGGACCUUGAUUUGACACUCAUUCCGCAUGGCUUAGCUGGCUUGGGGGUGGUGAAGAACUGGAUUCGCGAAUCCUUUUAUAGAUUGAACCCGUCCCAGAGCCAGUUUCUAACGACUUUGAUGAGAAUCACCAGUUUGAGUUUCGUUUUCGACCGGGAUGAUGCUCCUGCCUACAUUUCUCAGACAGUGUUUCUCGCCCCAAAUAUUUCCACCAAGCUCCUCCGCAAACCAGAUAAUCACUACCUGGUGAACGACAUGCUCAAUUCUUACCGAGGAGCUACGCAAAGCAGUAUAUCGUCGGGAAUUAUGUAUCUACGGCAUGUCCUCGACAACCGUUUACACGUCAAUUUGUCUGUUCUAUGCGACUGCAUUGAGGGUAUCCUUUCCUCUUUCGUAAUCAAUCACCGAAUGAAACCCACCCCCAACGUCCCUCCACUUCAUGGUGUUGUUCUCCCGUCCAACUGGUUGAUCUCCCCCUACAAUUUUUCUGUGGAAAAAUACGUCGAACCAGCGUCAGUGGGCUCACUCUUGGAUGCGAUAGGGAAUCUCAUAGAGAUGUUGCGUGUGAAUGGCGGCAUGGAUUUUCUGUGGCUUGCACAUAGCACAAUUAUCACGCCGUUACUUCGCAAUGUUUUCAUCUUCCGGCUUUGCAGGACUCUUUGCCUUGUUGCUCACAACACAUGGUACCCCAUGGUCAAGCGCAAAGUAAAUUCAAUCGUGCUUCAUCUGCGCAAAAAUACUAGACAUUGGCGCCCUGCAUACUAUCAAAAACUCGUGGACGACAUAAUUGAGCAUAUUGCGCUCUUGCCCGGCAGAGGAAUGCCUCGCGUGGAUGGCUAUCUCCGAGCUGUUCUCGAUUUCGACAACAACAAUGCUGCGAGCGAUCUUGUCGAACUUGUUCACAAGACGAAGCGGUCUACUCAAAUCUCGUCGGUACGACAACUGUUUUACGAGAAGGCUAGUGAAAUUCCCUAUCUUCUUUCUUCGCACGUGGUCGCUGCACAGUCUAUGCUGAGGGCGGAGGCAGCCACCUUUGUGCCUCGUCCCAAAGAUGAUGUAGAAAUUCACCAGGACGAGAAGGAGAACUUGGAGCCGACACCCCAAGAAUCCGAUGGAGGGAAAGUGGAGGAGGAAGAAGUCCCAGUGGUCAUUGAUUCUGAGGCCGAUGAUGGCAUGGAAAACAUGGAUGAAGCAAUCGCAUCCCUUGACCCUGUGCCAGACACGUCUCUUCGCUCCAAUGAACCAUCAGAAGAGCAACACAGUGCAGCUCGCAAGAUUCAGAAUGCAUACUGGCGUUACGUUCAACAUCGCUCGGGCCCUGCAGUAGAUGCGGAAAUAGAUGCGAUAUUCACAACAUGCUUCAAGGAAACGCAGUCCCCUGAAUGGCACCCGCGUUAUUACCGCCUUCUUUUCCUUGGACCAUUGCCCCACCUUUUAGCGUGCCUGAGAAAAGGCGUUACUCUAGCUGAUGCUGCCAAAGCGAAGGCGAAAUCCCGUCUCAACGAGGAGUCCCAUGAAAAGCUCGAGGAAUUGGUCAAGCAGAUAAGCGAGAUCACAUUGCUCCUCAAGAAGGGUUUGCAAUUGUGCAAGCAGCUAGAGCCUUCCUCACCAGAUCAUCGUACCUGCGACAUCGACGCCCUCAAACGCGCGGUUUUGGAGGUCGAGGAAUUCAUUCAGAGGGUCCCCGGCAGCACGAAGGAUAUGCGAAUCAAUCUUCAAGUGGCGUAUAAGGGAAUUGUUGCAGAGAAGAAGCUGUUUCGCGUGCGAAAGGAGAAACCUGCGCUUAACGUCGAGGAGGACCUAUAGAUCCAGUUGUUUGAGACCGUGAUCCGAUAGUGUUGUGUAAGAUUGUGUACCAAUACGUACUUAGUACUUAGUCUUCUAUCUUUUUUAAUCUCAGUCGUUCCUCCAUUAUC